Talaromyces proteolyticus is the source of this 2392-nucleotide messenger RNA. RefSeq names its product spore-specific catalase CatA. Gene Ontology annotation, molecular function: heme binding; catalase activity. Gene Ontology annotation, biological process: response to oxidative stress; hydrogen peroxide catabolic process. The transcript is spliced from 3 exons. Gene Ontology annotation, cellular component: cytosol. Lineage: Eukaryota; Fungi; Ascomycota; Eurotiomycetes; Eurotiales; Trichocomaceae. Bases 57 to 2291 code for a protein of 744 amino acids. The record is from RefSeq and is a predicted model, not a curated record.
AGAGUAGAUUACCUCACAAUAGUACUCUUGUUCAGCAUCUUCGAGCACCUCUCAAAAUGGCUAGUUCUGUUGUAGAAGGCGUCCAUAAGAUCCAGGACGUGAUCAGGUCGGCUGCAGGCCAGGAUAAGAAGGCAGCCGAUCUUGCACAGGACACUGCUGAUGUCCACACCAAAACCAAAUUCACCACCGACCAUGGCGUGCCAGUAUCAGACACGGACCACUGGUUGAAAGUUGUCAAUGACCAGACUUCCGGACCGAGUCUGUUGGAGGACCAGAUUGCUCGGGAGAAGAUUCAUCGUUUCGAUCACGAGCGUAUCCCAGAGCGAGUUGUUCAUGCCCGCGGCACUGGGGCUUUUGGAACGUUCACACUGAAGAAAGCCAUUCCAGAAUUGUCUCAUGCCGGCGUUCUCACAGACACGGCUAGGAAAACCCCUGUAUUUGUCCGCUUUUCUACCGUCCAGGGUAGCAAAGGCAGCGCAGAUACUGUUCGAGACGUCCGAGGCUUCGCCACCAAAUUUUAUACCGAGGAAGGUAACUGGGAUCUUGUUGGAAACAAUAUUCCAGUGUUUUUUAUUCAGGAUGCUAUCAAGUUCCCUGAUUUCGUUCAUGCUGUCAAGCCUGAACCACACAACGAGGUCCCCCAGGGGCAGUCUGCACACAACAACUUCUGGGACUUUAGCUUUCUCCAUCAGGAGACCACUCAUAUGUUCAUGUGGGCCAUGUCUGAUAGAGCUAUUCCCCGAUCCUUCCGCAUGAUGCAGGGGUUCGGUGUUAACACAUUUAGUCUAGUCAACAAAGAAGGCAAACGCCAUCUGGUAAAAUUCCAUUGGAUUCCUCAUCUAGGUGUUCAUUCAUUGGUUUGGGACGAGGCCUUGAAGAUCGGCGGACAGGACCCAGAUUUUCACAGAAAGGACUUGAUGGAAGCAAUUGACAAUAAAAUGUACCCGAAAUGGGACUUUGCCAUACAAGUCAUCCCCGAGGAAAAACAAAAUGAUUUUGAGUUUGAUCCUCUGGAUGCCACCAAAAUUUGGCCUGAGGAACUGGUUCCUCUGCGUGUGAUAGGGGAACUUGAACUCAACCGCAAUGUCGACGAGUUCUUCUCCCAGACGGAACAGGUCGCCUUCUGUACGAGUCAUAUUGUGCCUGGAAUCGACUUUUCCGACGACCCACUCCUACAAGGACGCAAUUUUUCAUACUUUGACACCCAGAUCUCACGUCUCGGAAUCAACUGGGAAGAGUUGCCUAUCAACCGCCCCGUGUGUCCUGUGAUGAACCAUAACCGUGACGGUGCUAUGCGUCACCGAAUCACCAAGGGUACCGUCAACUACUGGCCCAACCGAUUCGACGCAAUACCGCCGACAAAGGUUGAAGAAGGUGGUUUUGAAUCUUACCCUCAGAAACAGUCUGGCAUCAAAGCACGCUCCCAGGGUCCAAAGUUCCGGGAAUACCACAAGCAAGCACAGCUAUUCUACAACUCACUAAGUGAAUCCGAGAAACUGCACGUCGCUAAGUCCUUCAGCUUCGAACUCGAUCACUGUGAUGACCCAUGGGUUUAUCAAAGCAUGGUCUUACGUAUUGCUGAGAUCGACCUUGCCCUUGCUCAACAGGUUGCAGUGAUGGUGGGAGCACCCACACCAAGUAAAGCAGGCAAGCAGAAUCACGGCAAGACUGCUCGCGGCUUGUCACAACUCGAGUUCAAACCGAAAAAAGCAACAAUCGAGAGCCGACGCAUCGCCAUCAUCAUUGGUGAUGGCUUUGAUCCAGUCUCGUUCAGUGGUGUCUACGCAGCCGUCAAGGCGGCUGGCGCACUGCCGUUCGUCAUAGGCACCAAGAGACAGCCGAUCUUUGCUGAUGGCGUUGAUCCUCAGAAAGGACAGGGCGUAACACCGGAUCACCAGUAUGACGGGGUUCGCUCGACUUUGUUCGACGCAACUUUCAUUCCCGGUGGACCACACAUCAAGACGCUGACAACAAACGGCCAGAUCCGUCACUGGAUCGCCGAAUCGUUUGGUCAUUUGAAAGCCAUCGGUGCCACUGGUGAGGCGGCCGACCUUGUCAAGAAGGUUUUACGAGACGUUGAAGGCUUGCAGUAUGCUGCGAAUGGUACAGCUGUUGUAGAGUCGUACGGCGUCGUCACCGCUGCUGGACCCCAGAAGCCUGAAAGCUUCAAAGAAGGCUGGCGGAUUGUCCAGGGGGCGUCCGAUUUUUUGAGCAAGUUCUUCUAUGAAAUCGGCGAGCAUCGGAAUUAUAAGCGUGAAUUGGAUGGAUUGGCUGCGUCGGUUGCCUUUUAAUUCAGCAGGAGGACAUGGAGUUGGCCAAAUUAUUUAGUAGUAUAUGAUAUAAUAAAAGUAAUAUGCUUAGUUUACCAGAAUGAAUAAAACUACUAAAUUUC